AAGCUACUGCAGAUAGCUGUAUGUGAGAUCAUAGGCUGUUUCUCCAUUUAUUUUUUGGUUUGGAGGUUGGCUGGGUACUGGUUUGGCACUGUUGGAAAUCCAUCAAUCUUCCAUCAUUAACCUACGAAACUCCACCACUUGGUCUCCUUCCAGUUCCAGGAAAAUGUUGAGCCCUCCCUCAGCUGUCGGCCCUGGCAACAGGAAGACAAUGCCUGGUUUAACAACUACUGGAGAAGCACAUUUAAGUCUACCCCAAGCGAACUCCUCUUCUUCCAAGCCCAGCCUCCACCACGCUACAAGUGAGAAGCUGUCUUCUCUACAAGCUCCCUCACGCUGGCUCUUGCGAACCCAGGGACCAAUGCAUUUCCAGCAAAUCCCACCGGGGCUUGUGGCACAACCCUGGUUCGAGUAUCCACCGGAAACAACAUGGUCGAAAUCUUCCCCUCUGCCAUCUCCACUGCUAUGCUCCUUGCCUUCCAUAUCUUCGCUGCCACAGCUUGAAAAGUGGUGCAGUUUUUCAACUUCCCAUCCCUGAGGGCUGCCUUCUUUAAACCUUGGAUGUUGAUAGGUGAAAGAUGGAUCAGGUGAAUCUGAUCAUGCCUCCCGGAUUUCUCAAUGGGGGCAUCACUGGUUCCGCGGAGGGUGAAUGGGCUAUCUGUAUCAAUGGCUCUUGAGUACUCAAAAUGAGGGUGACUGAUUUGUGGUGGAUUCCGUGCUCUGAAUAUGCUCCUAUCCGGGUUCGGUACCACGACCAAGCCUUCGCCGCGAGUCAGGGAAGCCAAGUUCAUCUCAAGAUCAUGAAUGGCCACACCGUCUAGGAUGCAGUGGUAAUAUCUUGAUCCCAGGGCCAGGCCUCCACACCCAAACUGUGUCAACUGCCAUCAAUGAAAGAAAGAAGCUCAGCCUCAAAACACACUCGCAUUGCUACAAACAAGACACAUAAACCCUGAACCAGAGCACAGAAGGAACCUGAAAAAAACCCAGAGGCUUGUCUUUCAGCUCCAGCUCAUCUUCAGCCUCUUCACGCAAGAAAGCAACCAACCGCUCGAACUCCGGCUUGGGCGCCAUGAGCUCACCGAGCUGGCUCAACGUAGUCUUGGUGGUGGCUGCAGCAACCACGAACCCUGCAUUGUUGCAGUCGAUCUCGAGCCGGUUACUUGCCUCCAGAGAUGGCACCAGCCUUCCAGCCAAGAAGUCGUAAGACACGAGUACCUGGGAUAUCGCGCGGCAUAGGCGGUGAAAUGCCUCUGAGAGGCUCAUCUGAUUCGCAGGAGGAUCGAAGAAGGAUACUGAUUCUUGGUAUGCAACGAGGGUUAGGUCUAUGUUUGAUAAGAAAACACGCCGGCGCGGUGUUGGCGUCUCCGGUAGAACCAUCAUUCUCUCCACCAACUUCACGUCCUCCAUUUUGUCCGCCGUAUGUAUGCACUUGUAAGUAAACGAGAAAUAUCAUCUUAGAGAGAACAAAAACGGACGUUGUAAUUGCCAUUUUAAGUCGAUUAACAUAA
This is a messenger RNA of Vitis riparia (riverbank grape), 1505 nucleotides long. RefSeq lists its product as uncharacterized. The transcript is spliced from 2 exons. The record is from RefSeq and is a predicted model, not a curated record. Bases 164 to 535 code for a protein of 123 amino acids. NCBI's taxonomy places the organism in Eukaryota, Viridiplantae, Streptophyta, Magnoliopsida, Vitales, Vitaceae.